Messenger RNA from Penicillium concentricum, 1260 nucleotides. RefSeq lists its product as uncharacterized. The transcript has a single exon. The coding region runs from base 1 to 1260 and encodes 419 amino acids. NCBI's taxonomy places the organism in Eukaryota, Fungi, Ascomycota, Eurotiomycetes, Eurotiales, Aspergillaceae. The record is from RefSeq and is a predicted model, not a curated record.
AUGAAGAGAGUUGUUCUAACAGCCAAUAGAGGCUCCCGGCCACAGGGCUCGAUCUGUCAAUUAUGUCAAUUCUCGACUUCAGCGCCCCGUCGUGGUCUCCCUAUCGCGCGUUUACCCAGCACUCGACCUGCCUCCAAUAUCCGUUUACAGCCCCCAAAACGAACCGAUAGAUUGGUAUUGGGCUCUCCUUUGCUUAUUUCCCGACGAUAUGCAUCCGCUACAACCACGAAAAUAAGCUCAGAGGAUGCAAUCAAAGAAAUUGCGCGGGAUGCAUCUGCCGUACAUCAAUCGAACGCGGUGGCCUCCAAUGAAGUGGUAGUAAAAUUGCUACAAAGAUGCCAGCGGGUCGCCGAGUCCCUUGUCUCGCGAGAACGGGAUCAAAGCGAGGGACCGUCAAAGGGCGAGAGCAGCGCGAUCUCUUCUUUGCUGGACCUGGAGGAGAAGCAAACUGCCGCAAAGAACAAAGGCAAAUCACAGUCCUCACAGCACCCGGACCCACGACUGGCAGAUUCAGUCUCAGAUAUUGCCAUUGCACUUUUGAAGGACGAAAAGGUCUUCAUUUCGCCUGAAGCUCUGGCCUCCUGCACCGAGACCCUGACUAUGCUACGACGGGCCGAGCACUUCCCCGAGAUCUUCCACCUUUACGCCUACAAGCCCGUCCCAGAGGAAGGCAGCUCUCCAGUGAAGUUACUGAAGCCCAAUCCCAAGAGUAUCAACAGCGCCGUUCCGGCGGAGUUGGCUAACAAGGCUCUUGGGAUCGCCAUUGCACAGAAAAACCUCUCGCUCGUGCUAGCCAUCAUCGACAACACUUUCUGCGCCCCCGCUUUCCACCGCGCGAAGAUCUUCAAGAAAGCCGGUGUCCCUCUAGUUGGUCUUGCAGCUGCCCCGGCUGCUUGCUAUGCUCUUGCAUCGUGGGCCGCAACAUUCCAGAACACAAUGGAUCCGAACGUAGCGACUGGUAUUGCGUUCGCCGCUACGCUGGCUUAUGUCGGCGGUACAUCCUCCAUGGGUAUCUUGGCUAUUACCACGGCUAACGAUCAGAUGGAGCGUGUGGUCUGGAUUCCUGGCAUCCCUCUACGGCAACGGUGGUUGCGCGAGGAAGAGCGCGCUGCCAUGGAUAGAGUUGCUUGCGCAUGGGGUUUUAAGGAUCCUUAUAUGAGAGGCGAGGAGGUUGGCGAAGAGUGGGCAAGUCUUCGUGAGUUCAUUGGUAUGCGGGGCAUGAUUCUGGAUAAGACCGAAUUGAUGCAAGGCAUGGAGUAA